GACAUGCUGAGUCUGCAGGAGUCGAAGCAGAGUGUGGCGGCGGUGGAGAAGCUGGCGGGCGGUCUGAGCGUGCUCAGUGACGUCUACGUGGUGUCGACGCUGCGGCUGCCGGCCAAGCUGGGCGGAGUCCUGCUGGGCCUCUACAGCAAGCAGGACAACAGGAAGUACCUGGAGGUCGCCGUCAUGGGCAAGAUCAACAAAGUGUUGCUCCGCUACGUCAGGGCCGACGGGAAGCUGCACACCGUCAACCUGCAGAACGCCAACCUGGCGGACGGGCGGAGCCACUCCCUCAUCCUGCGGCUGGCCGGCCUCCGCCGCGACAGCCUGAGCGCCGAGCUCUACGUCGACUGCCGAUUGGCCGACUCGGGCCAGGGCCUGCCGCAGCUCGUGCCCCUCCCCCGCGAGGCCGACAUGGUGGAGAUUAGACACGGGUACAAGGCGUACGCCCGCCUGCAGGUCAGUGUGUGUUCCCUCAAAGUGGCACUAGGGGGCACUGUGGCCAAAGCCGGAGCUCUGACUGACUGUCCGUUCCAGGGCGACUCUUCGGCGUACAACUCAGUGAGUGGAGACGUAAACUCCAUUCUGGGUGAUCACACCAAGGCUCUGAUUGGUCAGCUCAUCAUCUUCAACCAGAUCCUGGGGGAGCUGAGACAAGACAUCAGAGAGCAGGUGAAGGAGAUGUCUCUGAUCAGGAACACCAUCCUGGAGUGUCAGGUCUGUGGUUUCCAUGAGCCUCGCUCCCGCUGCUCCCCCAACCCCUGCUACAAGGGCGUGGCCUGCAUGGAGAGCCUGCAGUACCCCGGGUACGCCUGCGGCCCCUGUCCUGCCGGGAUGUCUGGCAACGGGACGCACUGCCAGGACAUCGACGAGUGUGUGUUGCAGCCGUGUUUCUCCCCGGCGGCCUGUGUUAACACAGUGGGCGGGUUCAGCUGUGAGCCCUGUCCUCCCGGCCUGUGGGGGGCGCCGCUGUCCGGGACUGGCCUGGACUACGCCAAGACACACAAGCAGGAGUGUACAGAUAUCGAUGAGUGUGUUGAGUUGGCCGACGCCUGCGUGCCGAACUCCGUCUGCACCAACACGGUGGGGUCAUUUAAAUGCGGAGGCUGCAGGCCUGGUUUCCUUGGUAACCAGUCGUCGGGCUGCUUCCCCAGGAGGUCGUGCGCUGCGUUGACCUUUAACCCCUGCGACUCCAACGCUCACUGCUCCAUCGAGAGGAACGGGGAGGUUUCCUGCACGUGUAACGUGGGCUGGGCGGGGAACGGGAACACCUGCGGCAUCGACACCGACAUCGACGGCUACCCAGACAGAGCUCUGCCCUGCAUGGACAACAACAAGCACUGCAAGCAGGACAACUGUGUGUACACGCCCAACUCGGGCCAGGAGGACGCCGACAACGACGGCAUCGGAGACCAGUGUGACGACGACGCCGACGGAGACGGCAUCAAGAACGUGGAGGACAACUGCAGGCUGGUGCCCAACAAGGACCAGCAGAACUCGGACAGCGACUCGUUCGGCGACGCCUGCGAUAACUGUCCCAACGUCCCCAACAGCGACCAGCGGGACACCGACAGCAACGGGCAGGGCGACGCCUGCGACCACGACAUCGACGGAGACGGUAUACCCAACGUGCUGGAUAACUGUCCAAAGGUCCCGAACCCGAUGCAGACGGACCGGGACGGAGACGGAGUCGGAGACGCCUGCGACAGCUGCCCCGAACUCAGCAACCCCAUGCAGACGGACGUCGACAACGACCUGGUGGGAGACGUGUGUGACACCAACCAGGACACGGACGGGGACGGUCACCAGGACAGCAGGGAUAACUGUCCCGACAUCCCCAACAGCUCUCAGCUGGACUCGGACAACGACGGCCUCGGCGACGACUGCGACCACGACGACGACAACGACGGUAUCCAUGACGACUACGACAACUGCCGACUCAUCAUCAAUCCCAACCAGAAAGACUCCGACGCGAACGGCGUCGGCGACGUGUGUGAGAACGACUUCGACAACGACGCGGUGAUGGAUUUGAUUGACGUGUGUCCGGAGAGCGCCGAGGUGACGCUGACGGACUUCCGGGCCUAUCAGACGGUCAUCCUGGACCCGGAGGGGGAGGUGCAGAUCGACCCCAACUGGGUGGUGCUCAACCAGGGCAUGGAGAUCGUCCAGACCAUGAACAGUGACCCGGGGCUGGCGGUGGGCUACACAGCGUUCAACGGCGUGGACUUUGAGGGAACGUUCCACGUCAACACGGUGACGGACGACGACCACGCCGGCUUCAUCUUCGGCUACCAGGACUCCUCCAGCUUCUACGUGGUGAUGUGGAAACAGACGGAGCAGACGUACUGGCAGUCCGUCCCCUUCAAGGCCAUGGCCCUGCCCGCCCUGCAGCUCAAGGCGGUGAAGUCCCAGACGGGGCCGGGCGAGUACCUGAGGAACGCCCUGUGGCACACGGGCAACACACCUGGCGAGGUGAAGCUCCUCUGGCAGGACCCUCGCAACGUGGGCUGGAAGGACAAAACCUCGUACCGCUGGCACCUCACCCACCGGCCGCAGGUGGGCUACAUCAGGGUGCGGCUGUUCGAGGGUGUGGACAUGGUGGCCGACUCGGGCGUGGUGAUCGACACCACCAUGCGGGGCGGCCGGCUCGGCGUCUUCUGCUUCUCCCAGGAAAACAUCAUCUGGUCCAACCUGCGCUACCGCUGCAACGAUACGGUGCCAGACGACUUCCACUCACAUCGCAAACAGGUUCUGAUGCACAUUCAGGUGUGAGAGCAACAAGGCGGACUGUCUACACACACACACACACACACACACACACACAAACAAACACGCACACACACUUGCACACACACAAACACACACACACACACACACACACACACACACACACAGUGCGUCUA
Messenger RNA from Myripristis murdjan (pinecone soldierfish), 2900 nucleotides. It is a transcript of the gene thbs3a, whose product is annotated as thrombospondin 3a. Lineage: Eukaryota; Metazoa; Chordata; Actinopteri; Holocentriformes; Holocentridae. Gene Ontology annotation, molecular function: heparin binding; calcium ion binding. The record is from RefSeq and is a predicted model, not a curated record. Gene Ontology annotation, cellular component: extracellular region. Gene Ontology annotation, biological process: cell adhesion. The transcript has 22 exons. Bases 4 to 2769 code for a protein of 921 amino acids.